AUGCCGAAUUUAGAUACGAGUGAGACACCGGUUUCACCUAUUACAGAGACUGGGUCUCAUGAUCGCAUGGCCGGGGAUGAUGCCUUGUCCCAGGCUAUGUUGAGGAUAUUAGGGAGAGUCACCCCUAGCGUGGCCGAGUACUGGAUGGAGGUCACGGAAAGAAUCAUGGACAAUCUAGACCUUACCCUUGAACAGAAAUUGAAAGGGGCUAUUUCCUUGCUUCGCGAUGAAGCAUACCAAUGGUGGCUGACCAUUAAGGAGGGCACUCAGCCCAAACGACUGACUUGGGAUUUCUAUAAGUCUACUUUUCAAGGUAAAUAUAUGGGGGCAAGCUACAUUGACGUUAAAAGACGUGAGUUUCUAAAUCUCAUGCAAGGGGAUCGUUUAAUGGCCGAGUAUGAGGUCGAGUUUCUGAGAUUGAGCCGCUAUACACGAGGCAUGGUGGCGAUUGAAUAUGAGCGUUGUGUCCACUUCGAGGAUGGACUCAAGGACAGUUUGAGAGUUCUGAUAGCUCCACAGAGGAAGCGUGACUUUUCAGCACUGGUUAAGAGGCAAAAUCGGGAUAAAGAGAUAGGGAUCACACUUUGUGGGCAUUGUGGAAGCCUCUAUCCGGACGAAUGUUGGAGGACGAUUGGGGCUUGUUUAAGAUGUGGGUCUGUUGAGCACCGUGUUCGAGAGGGUUCGUUGAAGGACGAUCAGGUGCAAGCUGCAGAUAUAGGAUCUACGCAUUUCUAUGUUGCCCAUUCUGUUUCAAAAAACCUAGGGAUUUCGGUUGAGAGUACUUCUAGUGAGGUGACUGCACUGAGCCUGCUGGGGCAAUCUAUUAGAGUUAGUAAAUUGUACAUGCAUGUUCCUUUAGAGGUUCAAGGGAUGGUAUUUCUGGCUGAUUUGAUGGAGCUUCCAUUUAGGUAG
Molecule: messenger RNA, 912 nt
Organism: Gossypium raimondii (Peruvian cotton)
Lineage: Eukaryota; Viridiplantae; Streptophyta; Magnoliopsida; Malvales; Malvaceae
Exons: 4
Coding region: 1-912 (303 amino acids)
Source: RefSeq, a predicted model, not a curated record